Penicillium cinerascens is the source of this 789-nucleotide messenger RNA. Its product is annotated as RlpA-like double-psi beta-barrel domain-containing protein. The transcript has a single exon. The record is from RefSeq and is a predicted model, not a curated record. NCBI's taxonomy places the organism in Eukaryota, Fungi, Ascomycota, Eurotiomycetes, Eurotiales, Aspergillaceae. Bases 1 to 789 code for a protein of 262 amino acids.
AUGGCCCCCAUCGCUAAGACCAUUGCCCUCGCUGGCGCUCUCUACUCCGUCCUCGGCUUCGCUGCUCCCAUGCAGAAGCGCGCCGUUGUGUGGGAGACCGUCACUGACAUCGUCUGGACCACCAUCGAUGUCACCACCACUCUUUACCCCCAGCAGCUCGACGCUGCCACUGCUACCGUCGCCCCUGUGACCACCGCCGCUCCCGCUGUUGCUGCCGUCACCACCACCCAGGCUGCCCAGCAGCAGCAGGCCCAAAAGGAGGCUGAGCCAGAGCCCACCUCCAGCAGCUCCACCUCGACCGUCGCUCCUGCUCCCGCUCCCGCUCCCACCGAGCAGCCCACCCAGGCUCCCGCUCCCCCUGCCGCUGUGCCCACCACCAGCGCUGCCCCCAGCUCCACCUCUGAGGCUCCCGCUCCCGCCAGCUCCAGCAGCUCCAGCAGCUCCUCCCAGGGCUCCGGCUACGACGGCUCCUGCGACGAGAGUUCGCCCUGCACCGGCCAGAUGACCUACUACGACACCGCUACCACCUCGACCAACCCCAGCGCCUGCGGCACCACCAACGACGGCGAGACCGAGUUCGUGCUCGCCCUGCCCCACGGCAUCAUGACCGACGGUGACUGCGGCAAGAGCGUCACCAUCGAGUACAACGGCGUCACCAAGACCGGCACGGUCGUCGACAAGUGCAUGGGCUGCGACAACACCUCCAUCGACCUGUCCCGCGCUCUCUUCGGUGCCUUCGCCUCUCUCUCCGAGGGCCGUCUCUCCGGUGCCAAGUGGUACAUCAACUAA